CAUGAUCGAGUCGUGCGCGUUGAAUCGGAAUACGUGCACCAUGUGUGUUCUCGCUCACUCGUUUUUUUAUUUCCGGGGCCAUUCGGAGAUUCGACAAUCCGACCGAUGCUGCAGGGGGCAGGGGGCCAAUGAGGUGGCGACGGGGCAACAGCGGCGGCGGUGGGUGGCGGAUCUCCCUCAGCGGGCCCAUGGCAGCUGAAGGUGAAUCGUGGGUCGAAGAGGGUGGGGGAGUUGAGGGUGCUGCUCCCCCGGGAGGGGGUAAUUACAACGACAUCUUGUGUUUUCCGGGCAUUGGCUAAGCGAUGCUUGAACAAUGGAAAAUAUUUUCGAGCUGUGCUGAAGCCAGCCGUGUGUUGUCAUCAUUAGAUGGUGGUAAUUUGUGCAUUUCCGGUACAGUGUGUCAUCGUGUGUUUUCCUUUGUUUCCGUCCGGUUUCGGGUUCCUGGUCUUGCUAAAUCUUGUUUGCUGUUUGUGGUAUAGGGGCGGAGUGGGUCGUGUUAGUCGAAAAUUGACUUGGCGCGAAUGAUUGGGAGAAAUGCGUUUUGCGUAUUGGUAGUUUUGUUGGAUGUUUCCCUUUGACUCAGUCGAGUCGGGUUUUUGUUUUUGAACUUUCAUGGUAAUUUUUUGUGCAUAAUACAUUCUUGUUGCGUGUUGUGUUGGUUGAUUGCACAAGUGUUGUUUUGCCAUGUCGUACGCGUACGAACUAUUUUUCCGGGUGCCUGUGCCGCCGUAUCGUCGUGUGUACCUACGUGUGUCGUUUGAUCGCGGUGUCCCAGUACAGUUGGAGGACAAGGCGGAGAGGAUCCGUCUUACCGUAGUAAUCAGUAAUAUGUAUUUUUCUUUACACGGAACAUCAGUCCCCCCCUGAGUUUGCGUUCCAGUGCUUUCGACUUGUGUAGAGUUAGACCGGCCGACGUUUCGCGUAUCAAAAAACAGUAGUAGCAACCUUAAAAGACAAAAAAAUGCCUCCGUCGAGUUUUGGUUUUCUUCACUCUCAUACUUUUACUUUGGAGCGGGGGGCAUGCGGGUUGAGGAAUAUAACAUCCACGCCAUCCGUGAGUCAGGAGGGACCGAACUUGACCAAGGUAAACAACCGGGAACGACUGCGUCAGUUAUCGUACUCUUUUUUCUAGGAGAGUCAACGGGCUCACACGGUUUGUGUGUAGGAUUCAAGGGUUGUACGCUGGGGAUGUAUGCGGUUCACGACUGGGCUUUGUACGCAGGAGGGUAGGCUUUGCAGGGAGUACAAGAGUUUCGUAGCGUGUUUUUCGUUUCGGACAAACAACGUUGGUUCGUUUCUCAAGAACGGACAAAACCACGUUGGGUUGUUUUUCGUGUGUGUAUGGUUGCUUACAAUUUUUGGCUGCAUACAGUUUGUGUAUUUGCGCCACGGUAAGAUGCGAAACGCGGGGCGUUGUAAGCAUGGGGUCGAAAGAAGCCACUCGUACGUAAUGUUGUCACUGUAAUUUACUCGGAUAGUCAUGUACAUGUAAUAGGAAUCAUUACGGUUUGAGGCAAUCGCUCUUGUAUUUGGUAAGCGCAGAUUUGUGGCACAGCAUUUUCUCAAAAAUUAGCUCGUGGUGGCGAGGAAAAUCGCUCUUUUUGACAGUGAGGUGAGACAGCCGAAAGGGCGAAAAAAACGUCCAAGUGCUGGCUAGUAGCGCAAUUCUGCGUAUGUUGCCUUUUUUUUGUGGCCGAGGGUGCAGAGGUUGACGGAGGUUGAUUGUUGACGCGUAAAUUAAACGGUCUUUGCAUACG
This is a messenger RNA of Ectocarpus siliculosus, 1757 nucleotides long. NCBI's taxonomy places the organism in Eukaryota, Phaeophyceae, Ectocarpales, Ectocarpaceae. The record is from the annotation of a GenBank genome assembly.